AUGCCAGCAGUCCUCGGUUCGCGUCGCACCAUGUCCGCACCAUUAGGUGCGAAUCACAUUCGCGCGCGUUCCUCUCCCUAUCCAUCUCGCGCUUCCCUCAAUACGGUCAGUUCUAGGAAGGUAAGACGUGGCUCCGAUGGGUUACGCGCGAGAGGACGCCAGGUUCUCGCUGAGAUUGACUGGUGGACCAUCAUGGCUGGCCAGUUGCCGGGAUCUGGGUCUGAGUCGUCUGCAGAACCUUCGGAGAGUGAUACUUCCUCCAUGUAUACCCAGGAAGAAACCAUCACGUCUGAGGAUGAGACGGAGAGGUUGGGCUUUGUGAUGGACGUGAGCGAGAUUUGUUUGGGGACACCACCAUCCUCUCCAGCGUCGUCAGGGUGUGCGGCAUUGUGGUCUGUCUCCAGUGGGCGUUCCUCGCCUUUGUCGGUGGGUACCGUCAACCUUCAAUCUCCUGUGCUUUCUUGCCCUCUUUCAUCUCCGUCGUCGUCGGAAUGUGGAAUUAACAAAGGCACAAUUUUUGCUACGUAG
Cantharellus anzutake is the source of this 528-nucleotide messenger RNA. RefSeq lists its product as uncharacterized. The coding region runs from base 1 to 528 and encodes 175 amino acids. The record is from RefSeq and is a predicted model, not a curated record. Lineage: Eukaryota; Fungi; Basidiomycota; Agaricomycetes; Cantharellales; Hydnaceae. The transcript has a single exon.